AUGAGCGGGAACGAGUCGAGCGCGACGGCGACACUCGCGCCGACGAACGUUGCCGUCGUCUCCGCGGUAAUCUCCGCCACGGAUGAGGAGGAGGAAGACCCGGCCUUGACCCUGGACUGCGUCGAGUCCGGCGUCGACAUAGACCUGGUGAACGGACCGAAUCCCUGGCUUCCGGCCUACGGUUUCCAGCUGCAGCAUCACUCCCAGUUCCAGCCGACGCACUUGGAGGAUCUACGGGCUAAUGAUACGAUGCUAGUGCAACAAAUCGAUUUUCUCGAGACGAUUCUGGAGGAGACAUCCGACGAUCUCCAAAGCGACUCCGAUCGUAGCGGAACGACGUAUUGGCUGGGGUCCGAUUCUGAGACUGAGAGCGUGAUUCAUAUCAAGACGAAGCAGAGAUCGGCAGACGAGCGGCUGGAUGGUAGCGGUAGCGAGUGUAACUCAGUGGUGCCGAAAAAGCGACGCCGUCGCGACCAUGGCACCGAUCAUCAUCAUUACCAUCAUCAUCAGCAACAGCAAGUGACGAUCUAUGACGAGUAUCCGGCGUCACCGAGGUCCUCCAGGUCUACAACUUCCUCCAGAUCGAGCUCGCUGUUGCAGUUCGAAUCCUUAGAGAGGACCUGCGCCACGCUAUCACCUUCCAGCUAUAGCUUCGAUUCCCUGGAGUAUUCCAACCGAUCGAACACCUCCCAUCCGGAGAACGAUUCGCCGGAUAGCUUGGAACAGGACUAUGAUAGGCUGCUACCAAACGGUUUCGCCAGCACAUUGGCGGACCAUUUCCCAAAGAUCAGACCCUACCGCAGCUUUGAAAGUCUAGACACGUGCCAGAAGGAUGACAACUUCGGCCAAGCGUCCAUGUCGAAUGGUUUCGCGCCUUUGUACCUGAAGAGGGGUGCUGAUCUAUCGAAUAUUAGGAAAAACAAUCAGCGUCCAAGAGACUUCUGGCACGAGGACGAGGAAUAUGAAGACGAUGACGACGAAGAAGAAGACGAAUACGAUUUCGAGCAGUACGAACGAAGCCGAACGAACGCAGAUUCCCGGUUGACAACAGGUUUCGAGGAUCGGCUGUUGUACGGUGAAUCUGGCAAAUAUGCGACGUCCUUGGACUAUCGGAACACGAUCGACUUGCGGGAGAUUGGCGUGGAGACGAAGAAAGACGCACUUUUGGAGCUUAAGUCCGGCCAAAAGACGGCUAGGUUAAAUAUAGCCGGCGGCGGUGCGGAGCAUCAUCAUCAUCAUCAGCAGCAGCAGCAGCAGCAGCAUCCGCAACAGCAGCAGUACCAACAGCAGCAGUACGAUCAACACGAUCACCAUCACCACCACCACCACCACCACCGUCGUCGCCGCCAACAGCAAUACCAAGGGUGGAGCGACGAGGAGCGUUUUAAUUUUAGAUUCACGGACAAAUCGCAGAGCGCGCCCAGUCUACUCGAUGGUGUUGAAGAGUCAGCACGCAGCGACCUAAGCUGCACUUUAUCGUCUCGUCUUCAUACCUCGAGGACGACCUCUUACGUGUCGACGUCUUCUCUCUUUGAGAACUACACACGGGUGGCUAGCGUGCCGGUGGACCUAAAUCUCUGCGGCGUCGCCGCUAUGUGCGACGACGAGAUGAACGGUCGAGAAAUGGCGGAGACCGAGCCUGGUGAUGAGGCUACGACCCUGAAAAACUCACAAGAAGAUAUUAUUUUAAAAGAAGAUGAUGAAAUGCAAGUGGGAACGAAGAUUGCCUUAACCAGUUCAGUCAGAACGCAACCGGCUCAGGGCGCGCUCAUGGAUGACAAUAUGGAGGAUCUCGAGAAAGAAAACGAUGAACGAACAAAGAUCGAACAUGCGAACGAUCGUUGCGAGACGCAGCAGACUCGCAACAAACAAGCGAAGACAUCGACUGUGAAGACUCAAGAUCGCGCUAACUGUAUGCUGGAUAUAGCGAUGGUGACAGAGAAUGACCUCGACGAAGCCAUCAAGCAAUUUAAGCGCGAGGUGGAGGAGGCGGCCGCUUCCGGAGUGGCGAACGCCGCCAUUUUGGCAAUGGAGACAAUUCAGCGAACACCGUCUGGUCGAGUGAAAAGCCGAAGAGUAAAGAACAAUGCCAGUUAUGAGUUGGCGCAACAACUUGAGGUGGACGAGAGAAAUUUUCAAAGAAAACUCAAAGAUAAUGAUGAAAAUCGCGACGGAGUUAACUCUGCUGGGAAGAAACGGAUGCUGAACAAUGCCAGCUACGAAUUGGCGCAACAAUGUGAUUACAUCAAGGGGUUGAAGAAUUCAAAAGCUUUCCAUCGAAUGGACGCGUGCGACGAAUUAGAGGAAGCAGCAUCCGGACGCUCCUCAAAGUUAAAUAUCGCCGACGUGAUGCGCGAAAUGGGAUCUGAUACGAACAUCAGCGAGGACUCCAGACUGAAGGAGCCGCAGAACGACUCGUUCUUUGGUCAGAUAAAAAAAAACUCGGAUCCAUUUUCAGCUUGUGGCGAUGCUAAUGUGCUAAGUCCACGGCUGCUAGAUGACGAGGUAGAUUAUCCCUGCUUGGAAACUAAACCUAUAGGAGAAUCCUGCUUGGAAACUAGGGUCGUUUUGCGCGAGAAGGUUGAAUUGGAGAACCCAACUCAGUUGAAAAGUGUUCUUGAAAAUUCUUCGACGGUGCCCUCCUAUGUCGACGAAGAAUCAUCCAACAAACAAAGAGAAGAUGAGAGUGGAGAUGUAAAGAAGACUUUCAUCAGCGAGUUUUAUCCGGAACGAGUGAUACAGCUUCCUCGGCAAUGUCCUCAGGCAGACGAGAGCAAGGUUCAAGAGUGGAAAGCGAACUCGGAGAACACACCAUCGAAUCGAGACCACGAAAAUCGUUCCCGUAGUCCUGGUUCGAGCGAUCGAGGCGCCGGCGAACGUCUGUGGAGGGUCGUGAUCGAGAAGCAAGCGACGACGAAGAAAGAAGCGGAGAAGGAGGAAGAAAAGAGGGACGAGAUUGAGGCGGUAGAAAAGAAGGAGGUAGAGGAGGAGGGACACAGUGUCCGCGGUGUUGGCUCUGAGUCCCCACCCGACGAUGCGGGUUCACUCGGUGAACGUAGUAGUGGGAAACUCGCGGUGGCCGUGGCGGCAGUUGAUACGAAUCAUCGCGGUGGUGAUCGCGACAAACGUCAGGGCGACGAGCAGCAACGCGCGGCGAGCAUCAACAAACAGGACGCGAACGCGAAACGGUCAUCGUUUGUUGCCCCGAAGAGGGAACCCGCGAAGACUUACGCGGUUUCUUCAACCUCUCUACCGACGUCCUCGUCCUGCGUUGCCAUGAAGAGUGAGGAAAGGAAAAAGGGCGGUCUGGGCGGCUUUCUGCAGAGAUUCUCCAGACUGAGGUUCAGCGGUCGAGCAAAAGUACCGCGUUCGGAGACACAUAAAAAGACUAUCGAACCGACGACGAGAACGCAGGAAGAACAACAAUCGGCCACCGCCAAGAAGAAGGAGCCGGACUAUAUUAUCAUACCGUUGCAUCCGCCCGAGGAGGAGAGAAGACGCCAGGAGGUCGUUACUCUCGAGGAGGCCGCCAGGAGGAACAAUGUGGACAUUCAGAGAAGUGUUUCUAGUGUCAGCAGCAACGGGAGGGCACCAGUGUCCAGUAAGCCGCCCCUGCCACCGCAACCGCCGCGCGUCGCCGCUCUGGGCACAACGAUGCGAGCGUCGGCGUCGGCGUCGGCGUCGCGCCGACACCCGUAG
Messenger RNA from Cyphomyrmex costatus, 3699 nucleotides. RefSeq lists its product as uncharacterized. Lineage: Eukaryota; Metazoa; Arthropoda; Insecta; Hymenoptera; Formicidae. Bases 1 to 3699 code for a protein of 1232 amino acids. The transcript has 6 exons. The record is from RefSeq and is a predicted model, not a curated record.